Medioppia subpectinata is the source of this 2731-nucleotide messenger RNA. NCBI's taxonomy places the organism in Eukaryota, Metazoa, Arthropoda, Arachnida, Sarcoptiformes, Oppiidae. The record is from the annotation of a GenBank genome assembly.
GGGGGUGGACAGACACACCUCCCAUAUGCUAUGAAAUGGGAGGCGCCGUAUUAAAUGUUGCCAUUAAUGUAAAUCAUGAAAAGCCUAUCGCAGCUAAAGCCAGAAAAGUGGAGCUAAAUUCCCAAACAAUGAUUUCCAUUAAAGAAUACGAUCUCAACAGACAAUUGAUCACAGAUUUAAAGUUAAAUAAUAUCCAAGACUUUAGCGAUUAUUGUAAACCGGAUUCUUGCGGAGCUCUCAUCAAAUCAGCGCUUAUUUGUUGUCAAAUUGUGGAUUUGAACGACGACGAGAAGGAUCUCUACAAACAAUUAAAACGGAAACUAAUGUCUGGACUUGAGAUCGAGUUGUGGUCACAUUUACCGCAGGGAUCCGGUUUGGGAACCAGUAGUAUAUUAUUGAGUUGUGUUAUCGCCGUUUUGUGGAUCAUAUCAGGAAAACAAUUCACAAAAACAGCGCUAAUUAACGCGGUUUUAUAUACUGAGCAGCUGUUAACAACUGGUGGUGGUUGGCAGGACCAGAUUGGAGGCAUUGUUGGUGGCGUCAAAUUGGGUCGAUCUGAGGCCUCUCUGCCCCUUAAGAUUCACUACAAGACGAUCGCAAUUACAGAAUCAUUUCGCAUACAAUUAGAAAAGCAUUUAAUGCUUAUAUAUUCGGGAACCGUUAGAUUGGCUAAGAAUUUACUGCAAACAGUGAUACAAAACUGGUAUAUAAGAGAUCAACGGAUCACCGGUUGUUUCAACCAAUUGUUGGCCGAAACAGACCUCUGUUUGGAUGCAUUUAUUAGAGAAGAUAUGAAAGGAAUCGGAGAACUUCUCACUAAAUAUUGGCAAUUGAAAAAAGUUUUGGCCACUAAUAGUGAGCCCAAACAUGUCUCGCAAUUUCUUAAAAGUGUUGAGCCGUAUAUAUACGGUGGAAGUCUGUGUGGGGCCGGAGGCGGAGGUUUUGUCUGUCUUGUUGUCAAAGACAUUGCUUUCAAAGAGGAAAUCAAUUCAAUGUCGUGUAUAGCCUUCGAGACGGCGCUCGUACUCAACACAAGCGAUGCAUUGAUCUGUUUUCUCCUCCAAAAGAAAAAAGUGGUCGAUUUGGGCGAAGAGGGGAAAGUGCUUCUCAUCAAACAGGACAACCAGUUUCGGGCCAUUGGACCCAAAUGUAGUCAUUACGGCGCCCCUCUCGCCAACGGUGUAUUGUAUGGCUCGCAGAUAUCAUGUCCGUGGCAUUCCGCCACUUUCUGUAUUAAAACCGGUGAUAUUGAAGACUUCCCCGGAUGUGAUAGCAUUCCUGUGCACGAGGUGUUAAUAAAAGGCGAGGAUGUGAUCGUUAAGGCCAAGAGAACCGCUUUGACUAAUAGUACUCGAGUGAAGAGUUUGAGCGCUAAAGACCCGAACAAUGUCCUCACUUUUGUGGUCGUCGGCGGAGGACCGGCGGGUUUCCAAUGCGCCGAAACCUUACGACAAGAGGGCUUCACGGGUCGGGUUGUGAUGAUCACCAGUGAAGACACCUAUCCGUACGAUAGGACCAAAUUAAGCAAAGCUUUGAGUACUAAAGUGGCGGAUCUUCUUCUCCGGUCUGAGCAAUAUUUAAAAGACGCUAACAUUGAAGUGAUUCUCAAGACUACUGUCGAUAAGUUGAACCCUAAAGAGAAAUCAGUUCAACUCAACAACGGACUCACUCUUAAGUUUGACAGAAUAUUCUUGGGAACCGGUGUUAGACCCAAAAUAUGUGAGGCGAAGGGAAAUGGGUUGAAAAAUAUCUGUUAUCUGCGAACCCAUUCCGACGCCAACUAUAUUGCACAGAAUGCAACCGAGAAGAACGUGAUCAUAAUUGGCACUUCAUUUAUCGGUAUGGAAGUGGCGGCGUUUCUCAACGGAAAGGCUAAGACCAUAGCAGUGAUCGGCAAAAGUAAAUACCCCUUCGCUUUAACAUUGGGUAAAGAAAUCGGCGAACAAAUCAAAGAACUCUACGAAUUAAAAGGAAUUAAAUUUUUCACCGAAUCUGGAGUUAAAGAGUUUGUCGGAGAAAAUAAUCAAUUGAAACAAAUAGUUCUGACAAAUGGCCAGACAUUGCCCGCAGAUAUCUGUGUCGUUGGAAUCGGCGGUGAACCCAACACUGAUUUUCUGAAGGGAACUGACAUUAAAAUGGAUAAAUCAUAUAUCGUUGUCGACAAAAACUUUGAAACGUCCGAAAAGAAUGUGUUCGCCGGCGGAGAUGUGGUUCGCUAUGAGCUGUCAAUUGUCAAUCAAAGUGUGGUGAAUGUGGGCCACUGGCAAACCGCACAAUCACAUGGUAAAACUGCGGCUCUAAGUAUGUUAGGAAAGACAUCGAAACUAAAGUCCGUCCCAUUCUUUUGGUCCAUGUUUUUUGGCAAAGGACUUCGUUUCGCAGGAAAUAACGAGGGAUUCAAAGACGUGAUAAUAGACGGCGAUGUAUUGCAACUCAAAUUCGUGGCCUAUUAUAUCGACAACGCGGCCAAAGUGGUAGCCGUGGCCACAAUAGGCAACGACCCGAUCGCUACUAUGUUCGCAGCCUAUGUUAGGAGUGGAAAAACUUUAACCGCCGCUGAAAUCAAAACUGAUCCAAAGAAAUGGAUCGCAUCGAUGACAACUACCAAACAAUAGAACAUCACUUUUUAAAUCCUAGUUUAUAUUUUGAAAUUUCAUCUAAUAUUAUAUAAAAUGCUAUUAAUAUAUAAAUACAGUAUAAGUGUGUAAUGAAAUAAAAAGGCGGCCAUUCA